CUCUCACCUGUUUGUUAACGUUCUUGUCGUUAUUGGCAGUUUGGCACCAACCCUCCCGUGUUUAUUCUAAUUUUGGUGCUCACCGGCCUGCAAAUUUUGUUUCUACUCCCUCACCUUUCUGAAAUCCGAAUCUUUCUUUCUCUAAUGGCGUCUUCUUCUUCUCCUACUACUUGUAUAUACCUGAUCACACACACUCCUCCCAAGGUUCAAUUCAAUGGCUUCCGCCAUGACUGCUUACAUCGCCGUGGUGCUGACAACCAUCAUCCUUCUCUUUACUGUCACUCACUCAUCGACCCUUGGAGUUGAAUACGUGUCUCGUCUUCUUCAAGUUCAGGAUCGAGAGAGAGCCCCGUCGUCUGUACAAAUUUCUGCUGCUAGAGCGGUGCUUGAUCGCCUCAUUCCUUCCCAUUCACCUAGUUUCGACUUUCAGAUCAUCACUAAGGAGCAUUGUGGUGGAGUAUCCUGCUUUUCAAUAAGCAAUCAUCCUUCUUCAAAUGUGCAGGGUGCCCCUGAAAUCCUAAUACGUGGUGUGACUGGAGUGGAACUACUUUCUGGUGUUCAUUGGUACUUGAAAAACUUGUGUGGGGCCCAUAUUUCAUGGGACAAAACUGGUGGUUCACAACUAUCUUCAGUGCCUAAACCAGGAUCUCUUCCCCGAAUGCAAGAUGAUGGACUUCUGAUACAAAGACCCGUUCCUUGGAAUUACUACCAGAAUGCUGUCACAUCUAGCUAUACAUUUGCUUGGUGGGACUGGAAGAGAUGGGAAAAGGAGAUUGACUGGAUGGCUCUUCAAGGCAUCAAUAUGCCUCUAGCAUUUACUGGCCAAGAAGCUAUUUGGCAAAAAGUAUUUCAGCAGAAGUUUAAUAUUAGCAGUUCAGAUUUGGAUGAUUUUUUUGGAGGGCCCGCAUUUCUUGCUUGGUCACGCAUGGCUAACUUGCACGGAUGGGGUGGCCCACUGCCUCAAAGCUGGCUAGAUCAACAACUUGUAAUGCAAAAGAAAAUUUUAGCAAGAAUGUAUGAGCUAGGAAUGACUCCAGUCCUACCAGCUUUCUCAGGAAACGUACCUGCAGCUUUGAAAAAUGUGUAUCCAUCAGCAAAGAUAACACGUUUAGGGAAUUGGUUUACAGUUGACAGCAACCCUAAAUGGUGUUGUACAUAUCUUCUUGAUGCAACUGAUCCUUUAUUUAUCGAGAUUGGAAAAGCAUUCAUAAGUCAACAAGUCAAAGAGUAUGGACGAAGCAGCCACAUAUACAACUGUGAUACAUUUGAUGAAAACACACCACCAACAGAUGACCCAAAUUACAUUUCUUCUCUAGCUGCUGCAAUCUUUAAGGGAAUGCAAAGUGGUGAUGAUGAAGCUGUUUGGUUAAUGCAGGGAUGGCUUUUUGCAUAUGAUCCAUACUGGAGACCUCCACAGAUGCAAGCACUUCUACAUGCAGUUCCCAUUGGAAAAAUGAUUGUCCUUGACCUUUUUGCUGAAGUCAAACCUAUCUGGACUAGUUCAGAUCAGUUCUAUGGUGUCCCUUAUAUCUGGUGCAUGCUGCAUAAUUUUGCAGGAAAUGUUGAGAUGUAUGGUGUUCUAGAUUCUCUAGGAUCUGGACCUGUUGAUGCUCGUAUUAGCAACAACUCAACAAUGGUUGGUGUUGGAAUGUCAAUGGAAGGUAUUGAGCAGAAUCCUGUAGUUUAUGAUCUUAUGUCUGAAAUGGCAUUUCAACAUAAAAAAAUCAAUGUAAAGACAUGGCUUGAUUCAUAUUCAAGCAGAAGAUAUGGAAAAUUUGUUCCCUUAGUACAAGAGGCAUGGAACAUAUUAUAUCACACACUUUAUAAUUGCACAGAUGGCGCUUAUGACAAAAAUAGGGAUGUGAUAGUGGCAUUCCCAGAUGUUGAUCCAUCUUUUCUUUCUAGAAAAUCUUUUUUGAAUAAAAAAAAUCAACUAAAAGACACAGAUGAAGCUUUUGACAAACCCCAUUUAUGGUAUUCAACCUCAGAAGUUAUUCGUGCUCUACAACUUUUCAUUGAAGGUGGAAAUGAAUUAUCAGAAAGCAACACGUUUAGGUAUGACUUAGUUGACUUGACAAGACAAGCAUUGGCAAAGUAUGCAAAUGAUUUAUUUGUAGAUGUGAUUGAAGCGUAUGAGUCAAAGUAUAGUGAUGGUGUUGUUUUCCUUAGUGAGAAGUUUCUUGAGCUUGUGGAUGACAUGGACAUGUUAUUGGGUUGUCAUGAAGGGUUUUUAUUAGGACCAUGGUUGGAGAGUUCAAAGCAACUUGCAAUAAACAGGGAACAAGAGAAACAGUAUGAAUGGAAUGCAAGAACUCAAAUCACAAUGUGGUUUGACAACACGGAUAAGGAAGCUAGUCUGCUCCGUGAUUAUGGAAACAAAUAUUGGAGUGGGCUUUUACGAGACUAUUAUGGACCUCGGGCAGCCAUUUAUUUCAAAUAUUUGAAAGAAAGUUUAGCAAAAGGAAAUGGGUUUAAUUUAAAGAGUUGGAGGAAAGAAUGGAUUAAGCUUACAAAUGAGUGGCAGGAUGGUAAAUAUGUGUACCCUAUUAAAAGCGAAGGUGAUGCUCUCAACACCUCACGGUGGCUUUUUAAUAAAUACUUGCGUGAUUCGGCUAUAAUAAGUGAUCAUUAGAUUAUAUGACACUUCAAAUUUACAAUCAAAUGUCAACUUUUAUUGAAUGAAACUUGAAAUGUUUGUUAAGGUGAGCA
Molecule: messenger RNA, 2709 nt
Organism: Lactuca virosa
Lineage: Eukaryota; Viridiplantae; Streptophyta; Magnoliopsida; Asterales; Asteraceae
Source: the annotation of a GenBank genome assembly